CUCACAACCAAUCACGUUCUUCUGGAGGUCACUAGUUCUUAAUUGAUUUCAGCUGCGUCUCCCCCGCCUCUCCUCAUAAAGCGCCCCCACCGAGACGGAUGUUAAUCGUUUAUUUUGCGUUGGAUUGCCUUGGCUGAACAAUCCGGACAUCGUGGCCACCGACGUGGACUCCCCGCCACCGGGACCCACGCACACCGACCACCACACUGGGAAGUGUCCUCUGCUCACUGUGGAAGCAGCAUGGAAGAACUGCAGCAACUCUGAUGGAAACGAGGACCUCCACGCUGUUGAACACAAACUGUUCUAGGCCUACUACAAACCGAGGCGGUCCCACUCGGUUAAAGAUCUCGUGGUCAAUGCGGCAGACCGCUGGACCUGGACGUCACCUUCUGCAGAUCCUUCACUGCCCUCAGGAAUCCACGGAUAACUUGAAACAUGUCCGACUCCACAUGUCCGAAAAAUCCAGGAUGGAAACUUGUGGAAGGAAGAAGAGGAGCGGAUUGUACUCCCAGAGGCUUCAACAGAGCGGGUCUGGAGUUGGGAGCUGCAGGUGGAUGUUGGCCAGGAGCCGUUCAGUCCUACAGGAACAGACGGUAGAGGUGAUGGAGGCGGUCGUCUGGAGGUGCUCGUCUGGAGGUCCGUGGCGGUCGUCUGGAGGUGCUCGCCGUGAGGUCCAUGGCGGUCGUCUGGAGGCGCUCGCUGCAGGUGGAGGGAAGGCCGGGAGCCGUGCAGCCCAACGAAUGCAGAACGAAGGACUGAGGCGGAGGGCCUGGAGGCGGAGGCCAGCCUGGAGGCAGAGGCCAGCCUUGAGGCGGCGGUGGCCUGGAGGUCCUGGAGGCGUCCAACCUGGAAGGGGCGGCAUGGAGGGCCAGGUGGCGGUUCCUCAUCCAAAGGGCCUGGAGGCGGCCAACCUGGAAGGCCUGGAGACGGCCGAGGUCCUGGAGGCGGCGGUUGGGUCCAACCUGGAGGGCCUGGAGGCGGUGGUUGGGACCAACCUGGAGGCGGUGGUUGGGACCAACCUGGAGGUCCCGGCGGUGGCGUCCACCUGGCGGCGGUCAGCCUGGAGGGCCCGGCUGCGGUCAGCCUGGAGGGCCCGGCGGCGGUCAGCCUGGAGGGCCCGGCGGCUCCUCAUCCAAAGAAAUGAGGCGACGUUGCGGAGGUCCAGGCGGUUGGCCCGGUGGAGGUCCUGGAGGAGACGGUCCCGGCGGUGGAGGACGGCUGGGGGAUCCGGCGGUGGAGGUCCGAAGGCGGCUUGUGAUUAGACCAAACAGCUCCUCAUCCGUUGAAGCAGGAUUGAAGGAGUCACUGGGGAUGAAGAUCACUGCUCAGGGGCUGACGACCACUCAUCUUUCCGGAGAAGGCGGUCAAACCUCCACCUCUUUGAAGAGACCAAGCAGCUUGAUGACUGACUGGUUCUUUAUACUCAAGACCUCGUCCCGGAGCACAGGACGGACCUAAGGCAUUCGGCGCAGCCGACUAGAGACUCCAUGUGGAACCGAGAAUAAGAUCUGACUUCAGCCAAUCAGCGGGAUGUCCUUGAACAAGAGCCAUUGGCUGAAGGUGCUCAAACGCAUUCUUUUGACUCGCUCCUCUACUAUUGCUGUAAUCAAGCUGGAUGGCUAUUUUGCUCCUUCUACUGACAAAAUCAAGUCUGCCACCUGGUUGCUGAUGAGGGCAUAGCAACUCGGGGUACAUUGGAAACAUGAUAAGAAGAGCCUGUUUUUGAUGGUUGGAUCGUACACCUAAAUGUUUUUACAUGAAAAUAUCGCCGAACCCAAUGUUGGACAAUGCUUGUUUUCAUCCUUUCUUUAGCUUUGAUUUAUCCUUACCUUUUCUUGUGACCCAUUCCCCUUGGGUUCAAUUAAGUUGACCUCUCCUUCAGGCGACUUAAAGGGAGACCAGAUGUGCGGCAGCUGGGUGUCAUGGUGCAGAGACCCAACGCUGUACUGAACUACACCAGUGUGUCCUACUCCCAUAAACCCUGAGGAUCCCUGGAUGGCUACACUAGCACAUUAAUCCACACCCAACAUCAACACACAGUGCACACUCUAUAGAGCUCGUAAGUCCGCCCCUUGCGGCGGGACCUCGUGAGAUCGUAUGAUAUGACUGGGUUUCAAUGGAGAGAAAGUAAUUAUUUUCUCCAUUUUAUGUCGCACCACAUUUUGGGGGAAGAAUGUUUGAAUCGAUCUUUGUCAUUUAUUUCCGUACUCCAUAUCUGUAAUCCCAGCUGUUGUAUUUUAACACGGUAGCUGGGAACCCUCUUUAUAGGGAGCGACUAGAGGGACGAGGCUGGAAGCAAACCUGAGCCUGGAUCUUAACCUUCUUUCUAAACCUAAUGCCGCAAUUUAACCGCAAAUAAAGUGAAGCCUAAAGUAACUUGACUCUCUUACCUAAACUUGCUUGCCUAAACUCGCUUGUCUAAACUGGCUUGCAUAAAACCUAAACUCGCUUGCAUAAAACCUGAACUUGCUUGGCUAAACUCGCGUCGCUUGCCUAAUACCUGAACUCGCUUGCCUAAACUCGCUUGCCUAAACUCGCUUGCCUAAACUCGCUUGCCUAAACUCGCUUGCCUAAAACCUAAACUUGCUUAGCUUGACUCGCUUGCCUGUACUCGCUUGGCUAAACUCGCUUGCAUAAAACCUAAACUCGCUUGCAUAAAAGCUUAACUCGCUUGGCUUGACUCGCUUGCCUGUACUCGCUUGGCUAAACUCGCUUGACUAAUACCUGAAGUCGCUUGCCUAAAACCUAAACUUGCUUGUCCAAACACGUUACACAAAGUUAACCAUCCAUAAUCUUUAACCCAAACCAGACUUGUCCCUGGGUCGCUCCACUUUAAUUUAGAAGUUUCUUCUUUUACCUCAUCUGCGUUUUGAGUUUCAUUCUUUGAGGGCUUGAAGUGCUUUGGAGGAUAUUUGAACCUUUGUUUGCCGCAUCAAUAAACAUGCUUUAUCUUUACCCAUUUUGUUUUGGAUUGCAUUUCUAUGUGUAAUCCGGCCAAAUGUUCAGUGUCCUUACAUGUAAUGUCUAUGGUCGACGAUAAUCUGACCUCUUCAUGAAGCAGAAUGUGUGUGACUGUUGUCCCGUGAGCUCCAGGCUCUCUGUGGGCCUGUCGACGUCUAUUUAGCAAAAGGUUGGAGAGUGAAAUUCAUUUUUGUGCCAUUUUCAUGUGUUCCUGAGUAUUUCAGACCUGUGGUGUUUCACAUGAGACCUUAAUGGGAACUUUUCUUUUUCUGCCUGCAUACGUAAUGCCUACAUUAGUAGGGUGAUCACUGUUGAUCCCAAUAUUGAUCAUUAACCACCUCAUUCUUUGGGAUUACAAAUCAUGUAAUUUAUGAGCAUAUUUGCAAAUGCCUCCAAAUAUCAGAUUGUGUAAAAACGAAUGAAAUGUAACCUGCUUGAUUUACAGAAAAUAAAACAUCCAAAUAUUAUAAACCUGUUUUGUGUUGCUCUCUUACAAUGUGGAAAUGAGCAGA
Molecule: messenger RNA, 3473 nt
Organism: Gadus chalcogrammus (walleye pollock)
Lineage: Eukaryota; Metazoa; Chordata; Actinopteri; Gadiformes; Gadidae
Exons: 11
Coding region: 264-1262 (332 amino acids)
Source: RefSeq, a predicted model, not a curated record